Messenger RNA from Pyrus x bretschneideri (Chinese white pear), 2163 nucleotides. RefSeq lists its product as uncharacterized. Gene Ontology annotation, molecular function: chromatin binding. The record is from RefSeq and is a predicted model, not a curated record. The transcript has 5 exons. Bases 165 to 1949 code for a protein of 594 amino acids. NCBI's taxonomy places the organism in Eukaryota, Viridiplantae, Streptophyta, Magnoliopsida, Rosales, Rosaceae.
UCCGAAGCUCCUCUAAGUAUAAAAACAUCAAAUCAUCUUUCCCCCAGCUUCCAUCUUCGCCUCUUUCUAUCAUUGUUCAUCGCCCCAAAAUACGAUCAUAACCUGCUUUUUUCAAAAAAAAAAGAAAAAAAAAAAAAAAAAGGAUCACAACCUGAGGGGAUGAAAUGGAAGCUGCAAGUGAGGCAGGGAACGCCGAUGAGCUCGAAGCUAUGUGCAUGGAAGACUCCUCUUGGCACCCAUGCCAAGUUUCUCUCAGCUCUACUGGAGAUAGCCUAAUUGUAGAAUUUGGGCGCCAGGAGUUAGAAGAUAUGGUGUUGAACAAGGAUGAAGCACUUUCCCGUCUCCGCUUCCGUUCUACUCCUCUUGAAGGCAAUGACUGCGCUCACAUUGAAGGAGAGAAAGUUCUUGCAAUUAACAAGUCACAGUUUAAGAGCCACUUAUGUGAUGCCAAGGUGGAAAAGGUGCUCAGAGUGAGACACUCACAGAGGGUCUAUUGUAGAUGCACUUUCAUGAUCGAAUGGCUUCACCAAGAACUCAAAGGACAGACCGUGACUCUCCCCUCUAGUUCAAUUAUGAAACUAGCAAGCAAAAGCAUCAUUGUCCAUCCAACUGUUGCUGCAUUCUUGAAAUCAGUUAAACAAAUGGGUCCGAAUAGUGCUUCUCCCUUUCCAGUCAUGCAUGAGGAGUUUGGAUUUGAAUUGGACCUUAACAAAUUGCUGGAAAAGCAAAUAGAAGAGAUCAAUAUUUCAACUAAUGGAUUCAGAAAAGAAAUCACAGAAAACAUUUUAGAGGGGGUCAAAGCUGAUAACAAGGGACACAUUCUACUCAAUCCUGUUGCUGCAUCCAAAAUAUGCAUUUCAGAUGUUCAGGUUUCUCAUGACCAAGAUCAAUCAAAAAGUACUGCUCAGAGUUCUAUUGAAUACGAAGUAAACAUAGAAGAUGAGGGUCUACAAGCCCCUCGCUCAUCCAUGCAAGAAGAGCAUUCAGAAUACAAGUCUCGCCUUAGUCCUCUUGGUGCUCGUGCAGCUCUGGCCUUACUAGUAUCAAGUAGUCACAAGCAUAUUGCUAUAGGUGGGACUGAACUUUUCAAAUCUUGUGGUAGUGACAACAUGUCUACUAAAGAUACUAAAGCUCAUAAGAAUGAAAAUAAGACUUCAGAUGCUACAAAAACGAGCUCAGUUGUGCAGAGAGGUUUUGAAAUUCAAAAUAGUGAUACUCACCUGAGAAAUUCUGCCAAAGAGAUUAAGCCAAGGGCCUUAACCAGUGCAAGAAGGUUGACACGCUCAGCAAUCCAACAAGAAAAAUAUAAAUUGACCGUGACAGUUGAACAAGGGUUGGACGAGAGCAAGUCAGCUCGUGCUGCAGGGUCAUUUUCUUCAGUAGGAAAUGUCACCAUUCAUGAAAGCAAUGUAUUGAAAGAGAAGAAUGAUGUAUCAAAAAAGAAGAAAGUAGUCUCUUCGCCAUUUCAUGCCGAGAGUAACAUUCCUAUGGAAGAAAGAGAUAAAAAGCUGAUGUCUGGUGAUGCUGGAGCCAUUCAAGAUAUAUGUGAUCCAAUUAAGACUUGUGGUAAAGAGUCUAAAAACACUAAGUCAGCUGUUACAACCAACAUGAGGAGGUCGACUCGUUUGACAUGUUCUUCUGAAGAGAAUGGAACAGUUCCUGAAAACCAUGGAAAGGAAGAGAAAAGUGGUGGACCAAGAAAGAAAACAGCUGUCUCUCCUUCAGCUGACAAGGACAAGAAUAUGCAUGGCGAAGAAAGCAAUGAAAAGCACAUGUCUGGUGCUGUCACAAGAUCUGGAAACACUCGACAAAUUGAAGGAAAAGUUUCAGGAAGUGGUGGUAAAAGCCAAGGCCAGAAGAGGAAGUCUGCUUCCUCCAGUAAGCAAGAGCUACGAUUUUCUCCACGAUUGAAGUUUCUCCCUCAGACUCACUCACAAAAGAAGUUUUAAACUAGCUUUCUUCAUCAGGAUUACUCACAAUCAAGUGACGCAGCAUUUUGGGGACUGGAAAGAGGUAAAACUGUUUUUCCUCCUUUGCAUAUGUUUAAAAGCGAGAACCGGGACUACAAGUGAAAUGAACACAAAGUAUGCUUCUUGUACUCUGGAUCAUCUAUGUGAAUUGGUUGCAUGAGUGAACAUAUCAACAGCUUAGUUGCUUGUUAUA